Molecule: messenger RNA, 6331 nt
Organism: Physella acuta
Lineage: Eukaryota; Metazoa; Mollusca; Gastropoda; Physidae
Product: cyclic AMP-dependent transcription factor ATF-2
Biological process (GO): regulation of DNA-templated transcription
Molecular function (GO): DNA-binding transcription factor activity; DNA binding
Source: RefSeq, a predicted model, not a curated record
GGACUUUGGGACCUACAAUUUGCGGAAGUAAACAAACAUUUAGUGCGCCAUCUAGUGCUUACUUACAUGUUAACUGGAAUUUCCUGACAGUGGUAAUUUAACAGUCAGGUGAAUUUAUUGAUUGUAGGCACUGAAUGCCUAAGUCAGACCUGUAGAUAUGAAUGAUGAUAAACCAUUUGUCUGCUCUGUGUCUGAUUGUGGCAUGCGAUUUACAAAUGAAGAUCACCUUAAUGUCCAUUCAAAGAAACAUGAAAUGUCAUUGGCCUUGAACUCUGGGGGACAGUCAAGUAACUCACCUGCUCAUCAUUUUUUAGAUCAGACUCCCACUCCUACAAAGUUUUUAAAAACCUGUGAGGAAAUUGGACUAUUUCAAGAGCUUUCCUCUAACCCAUUUGAUCAUGCCUACAAAAAAGCACUGGACAGUGAUCCUCCUUUACCUGGUCCACCCACUGGGGAACUGAACACCCCCACACUUAUACUGACAGACACGCCUAAACACCUGGCGGGAGCCACAGCUCACCUUGGCCAGGUGAAAGCUAACGAACCACCCAAGCCCAGCCCAUUGGCUAAAACCUCUGCUAGCAAGAUUGUCCUGGACCUGUCUGGGAAAAGUGUGAUGACAGCCCAGCCAGCUGCCAACAAAAUGGCUGCCAAGAGGAAUUUAACCGCCCAGGAUGCUGACAGCACAAGUGAUGUCUCACCUGUGCAUGAACAGGUCAUGGCUUUAGAGACCUCACCUCAAAUUGCUCAUUCUGUUAGCAGCCAUAAUCCCGUGACUUCAUCCAGCCUCACAGCCUUCCAGCAAGAGGUCAAAAAGGAGAUGGACGAAGGGGACAUAAAUCUGACAGACAAUCAACAGUGUACCAUGCAAGUUCUGCUGCAGCUUCCCACUGGGGAGACAGUCCCCAUCAGUAUCCCAGCCACCAUCAACAAACUUCCAUACUUCAACUCGCAACAAGUGCAGCUAUCGCAGGCUCUACCUCAGCAAAUCCAACCAGCCCCUGCUAAAUCCACAGCUCCAAUGUUAGCCUCUAGUCAGACAACCACAAUGGCUUUAAAACAGAGGUUAAAAGCACAGCUUCAAAGCCAGCUGAGCCCCACAGCCAAAAGUUCUGAAGUCAGCCUCCCUACAUCCAAUUCCACAGCCUACAUUUCCAACGCUGCCACCUCUAUAUCAGGACAAGCCAUGGUGGGGGACACCUCCCCCAUCAUGAUGGUGGACUCGCCUGGAUCUGAGAUGAACUUCUCUGAUUCAUCUGAUUACUCUAUAGACAGCAAACGCCAGAAGAUGAGCCCUGAGAGUGGGGACCCUGAGGAAAGAAGGAGGAAGUUUUUGGAAAGAAAUAGAGCGGCAGCAGCCAGAUGCAGACAGAAGAGGAAACACUGGAUCAGCAACUUGGAGAAAAAAGCUGAUGAGCUGCAAAACACUAACUUCAGGUUGCAGACUGAGGUGAAGCUACUGCGAGGCGAGGUGGCGCAGCUGAAAACUUUAUUGUUGGCUCACAAAGACUGUCCUGUCACACAGCAGCAGAGGUCACAGGGACAGUUGCAGCAUAUAGUCCUGACGGAGGCCGUGUCCCAGGAUCUAGCCCAAGUCGUACCCACGUCAGACAGAACCUCCCAGCCACUGCAGACCAUUGUCAAAUAUUUACAGGAAGCUGCGCUCACACAAGAACAUCAAGUACAUGAAUGAGUGUUAACUCUUAGUUUUUUUCAGUUGUUGAGGGAUGAUUACUUAUGUGAUGUUUUAAAAAGAAGUUAUUUCCCUUUUGUCGACAUUUGCAUUAUUUCCCUUGAGCUGUCAGCCUGUUGCAAUUGAAAAUGAUAAUGAUAACUUGAAUCCAGAAAAACAAUUAGCUUUGUGAGCCCCUUUUACAAAAGUAUUUGCUAUGUUUAAAAUAGCAAGAAUUGUUUUAGUGAGCAUUUUACACUCAUUCUAAAAACUAUUUGGAAGGCAACAUUUUUUCAAUUUAUAGCUUAUUGUUCAGUGUAAUUUUUUUUUCCUCAAUCUUCUUCAAAGUGUCAGUGUGGCCUAGGGUUAUGAAAUGUAUUGGUUUCAGGACAGUUCGAGAUGUGUGGGGUUAAACGAUAUAGGGUAGAUGUGGCAGGUUUAACACAAGUGGCUAGAUGUGGCAGGUUUAACACCAGUGGCUAGAUGUGGCAGGUUUAACACAAGUGGCUAGAUGUGGCAGGUUUAACAAGUGGCUAGAUGCGGCAGCAGUGGCUAGAUGUGGCAGGUUUAACAACAGUGAUUAGAUGUGGCAGGUUUAACAACAGUGGCUAGAUGUGGCAGGUUUAACAACAGUGGCUAGAUGUGACAGGUUUAACAGCAGUGGCUAGAUGUGGCAGGUUUAACAGCAGUGGCUAGAUGUUGUGGUUAUAGGACAUUUCUGUAUAUACAUAGAGGGUUUUAAGGUAGUUUUAGAUAUAGUGGGUUUCAGGAUAUUUCCAUUUAUAAAGUGGGUUUCUGGAUAGUUUUAGAUAUAGUGGGUUUCAGGAUAUUUCCAUUUAUAAAGUGGGUUUCAGGACAGUUUUAGAUAUAGUGGGUUUUAGGACAAUUCUGCAUAUACAUAGAGGGUUUUACGGUAGAUGUGUGAGUUUCAGGAUAUCUCUAUUUAUAAAGUGGGUUUCAGGGCAGUUUUAGAUAUAGUGGGUUUCAGGACAGUUCUAUAUAUAUUUGGUUCCAGAGCUCUGUCUAGAUGUAAGGCACAUUGCUGUUAGUUGAAAGGUGCCAAAAUAAAUAUUGAUCACAUACUUCAUGCACUAAAAGCCCAUGUUUACAGUAGAACAAGAUUAGACUAAUGUAAGUACUCAUCAUUAUUUGUCUAUGUUUUGAACCCACACCUUAAACGUGCAGUGUAAACCUAGGCCCCAUUGCACUAUACUUUUUCUUUUUUUUUUGCUAGUAUCUUGCUACUGUGUUUCCAAUUGCUACAAGCCAGCUUUGAUACAGUGUAAUUGAGUUUAGUUUUGUUAAGCACAUGAAGAAAUGUUUAGAUAUUCAAUGGAGAUGUGUUUUAGAGCUUGUUAUUGUAUAAAGUGACAGCUGAUUACCCCCACUGAAGCGGUAUACUUGAUAAUUUUGUUGUGUGAAGCACUUGGUAACAUUGUUAAGUAGAGCUUGUUACUGUAUAAAUUGAGCGCUGAUCACCCUACUGAAUCAGUAUACUUGAUAUUUUUAUUGUGUGAAGCACUUGGUAACACUGUUUAUUAGAGCUUGUUACUGUAUAAAUUGAGCGCUGAUCACCCAUACUGAAUCAGUAUACUUGAUAUUUUUGUUGUGUGAAGCACUUGGUAACACUGUUUAUUAGAGCUUGUUACUGUAUAAAUUGAGCGCUGAUCACCCGUACUGAAUCAGUAUACUUGAUAUUUUUGUUGUGUGAAGCACUUGGUAACACUGUUUAUUAGAGCUUGUUACUGUAUAAAUUGAGCGCUGAUCGCCCGUACUGAAUCAGUAUACUUGAUAUUUUUAUUGUGUGAAGCACUUGGUAACAUUGUUUAGUAGAGCUUGUUACUGUAUAAAUUGAGCGCUGAUCGCCCGUACUGAAUCAGUAUACUUGAUAUUUUUAUUGUGUGAAGCACUUGGUAACAUUGUUUAGUAGAGCUUGUUACUGUAUAAAUUGAGCGCUGAUCGCCCGUACUGAAUCAGUAUACUUGAUAUUUUUGUUGUGUGAAGCACUUGGUAACAUUGUUUAGUAGAGCUUGUUACUGUAUAAAUUGAGCGCUGAUCGCCCGUACUGAAUCAGUAUACUUGAUAUUUUUGUUGUGUGAAGCACUUGGUAACACUGUUUAUUAGAGCUUGUUACUGUAUAAAUUGAGCGCUGAUCGCCCGUACUGAAUCAGUAUACUUGAUAUUUUUAUUGUGUGAAGCACUUGGUAACACUGUUUAUUAGAGCUUGUUACUGUAUAAAUUGAGCGCUGAUCGCCCGUACUGAAUCAGUAUACUUGAUAUUUUUAUUGUGUGAAGCACUUGGUAACACUGUUUAUUAGAGCUUGUUACUGUAUAAAUUGAGCGCUGAUCACCCUUACUGAAUCAGUAUACUUGAUAUUUUUGUUGUGUGAAGCACUUGGUAACAAUGUUUAUUAGAGCUUGUUACUGUAUAAAUUGAGCGCUGAUCGCCCGUACUGAAUCAGUAUACUUGAUAUUUUUAUUGUGUGAAGCACUUGGUAACACUGUUUAUUAGAGCUUGUUACUGUAUAAAUUGAGCGCUGAGUACUGAAUCAGUAUACUUGAUAUUUUUAUUGUGUGAAGCACUUGCUGACAUUGGUCAGUAUGUGAUGGAGAUAUGUUUUCACUUGCAUAAAAUGUAUGGCAGUUCCACGUACUGUAUCACUAGAAUGUAAGCUAACCUGUAAGGUUUGUGGUUAGGUUUAAUCAUCUUGUGAUCUUAUUAUAUUGAUGCUUAAAUGUUUUUUUUUCCAACUUAAAACACUUGAAAUUAUGUAGAUUAAAUUGUAGUGAACAGUGGGACCAAAAAUCAGUACUAGUAUAGGACUUUAUUUUUGCAUGAAUGUCAAGCGAAACUCAUUCUUUUUGGGCAGGUUUAAGUUCAUGUCAUCCAUCAAACGAGAAUUUUUUUACUCUGAGAAUUUGGUUGUUUAUUUUUGUUGUUAAUCUUUGCUGUGAUUUUUUUGAUUUGGACAAAUUAUUUUGUGUAAAAUGAUUGGUGUUUUUCAAGUUUUGAAUGAAUGGAUAUUUCUUGUGUUUGAGAACAAUUCUUAUUGUAGUGACUGCUUGACAAAUUACAAAUCUAGAGAGAUGGCCUUUGACUGUUUGUUUGAAUGGAUAUUUCUUGUUGUGUUUGAAAACAAUUCUGCUUAUUGCAGUGACUGCUUGACAAAUUACAAAUCUAGAGUGCUGGCCCUUGACUUUCUGUUUGUAUGGAUAUUUCUUGUUGUGUUUGAAAACAAUUCUGCUUAUUGCAGUGACUGCUUGACCAAUUACAAAUCUAGAGUGCUGGCCUUUGACUGUUUGUUUGUAUGGAUAUUUCUUGUUGUGUUUGAAAACAAUUCUGCUUAUUGCAGUGACUGCUUGACCAAUUACAAAUCUAGAGAGAUGACCUUUGACUGUUUGUUUGUACCUGUUAGAAAUGAGAACCUUUCCAUAAGAAAUAAGACAAAAUAUUCCUAGAAUACAUGAACACAUCUAAACUUUUUAAAUUUCUACAGGUGAAAAAACUAAAUAUGACUUUAAGUGUGGCUCCCCCUUGUAUAUUAUUAGAUGACAUAUUUUUAUUAAGUAUCUCUAGUACUAGCAGUUUUCCUGUUAGAAUUAACAUCAGUAUACACCCUGAUUACCCUUAUACUAACAACAUCAGUAUACACCACUAUUACCCUUAUACUAACAACAUCAAUAUACACCCGUUACCCCUAUACAACCAACAUCAGUAUACACCCUAGUUACCCCUAUACAACCCACAUCAGUAUACACCCUAGUUACCCCUAUACAACCCACAUCAGUAUACACCCUGAUUACCCUUAUACUAACAUCAGUGUACAACCUAGUUACCCCAUACAACCAACAUCAGUAUACACCCUAGUUACCCCUAUACAACCCACAUCAGUAUACACCCUAGUUACCCCUAUACAACCCACAUCAGUAUACACCCUGAUUACCCUUAUACUAACAUCAGUGUACAACCUAGUUACCCCAUACAACAAACAUCAGUAUACACCCUAGUUACCCCUAUACAAUCAACAUCAGUAUACACCCUAGUUACCUCUAUACUAACUAUCCUAAGAUCUCCGACAACUGUGUUGAUAUGUAUAUUUCUCUGUAUCAAUACAUUUUAUCACCAAUUACAUAUCUGUUUCAUCAAGCAGUGUACAAGAAUCUGUGUGUUGAUGUUGUUGUGCCAUGUGUUUGAUGUGUAGAAUUAAUGUCUGGGUCGCAUCCUGUCAAUUGGUUGUUGUACAUGCUGGCUUGAAACUAGUAUGAGUACAAUUUUGAUUCCAAAUAGCACUCAACAUAUUCAACUUUAAAAAAUCAGAAAUAAUUUUCUUAACAUGUUUCCCAUGUGUUUGAAUGAAAAUGUAUUUUCGUUUCUGUAUUUUAUAAAGCAAUGUACUCCUAAUUAUUUGAAACUGUUACAGUAAUGUAAAAAAAUGCAAAUUAAUUUUGGUUUAAAGCCUUAAAUUUGAUGUAAAUAAUUGUGUUUGUGUAGUAGUGUACAUAGAGUGAACCUGUAUGGUUCGUGCCAUGGAACGCUGUGGUUUCAUUGAUGCCUGUGUUGUGUACAUACAUGUCCAUGAUGUAUUUCUAAAUAGAUCUAUCUCUUCGCUAAACUUUGCGUUCUGUUUUCUGUCUGACUUUGUGUUGUUUUAGUGUUAA